AUGGCGUUUAUUGUCAUCGGCGGCAUCGGUACCCAGAAGGAACUCUCGACGGCAUCCAGGUAUGUCAUUGUGGUCUUUUCCUAUGUCGUGAUCUGCGCGUAUAAUUUCGGCCAGGGACCCUUGACGUACGCGGUCACGCGCGAAUUGUCCGUUGGUGUCAAUCAGAACAAGAUCAUCUCCGUGUCGAUUGUCGCUCUGUACUUCUUCCUCUGGGUCAUUUCCUUUACUGCGCCUUAUCUGUACACCGAUGCUGGACUGGGCCCUAUGGUUGGGUUUGUUUAUGCGGGUACGACACUGACCUCGCUCGCUUGGGUGUGGUUCUGUGUGGGGGAGACGCAGGGGAGGACACAGUUGGAAAUUGCUUCUUUCUUCUCGGAGGGAGUUCCUGCGCGCAAAUGGCAACAUCAUAUCUUUACGGGGCUGGCGGGACGUGUGCAAAAGGACAUGGAGGCGGCCGUGGAGAAGUCUGAGGCAUCUUACGUCCAGAGUUCUCAAGUUAGCUAA
Penicillium argentinense is the source of this 504-nucleotide messenger RNA. RefSeq lists its product as uncharacterized. Lineage: Eukaryota; Fungi; Ascomycota; Eurotiomycetes; Eurotiales; Aspergillaceae. The coding region runs from base 1 to 504 and encodes 167 amino acids. The record is from RefSeq and is a predicted model, not a curated record. Gene Ontology annotation, biological process: carbohydrate transport; transmembrane transport. The transcript has a single exon. Gene Ontology annotation, cellular component: membrane. Gene Ontology annotation, molecular function: carbohydrate:proton symporter activity.